AGCGUUCUUAACGCCGGCUUCAUAAAAGGAAGUCAGUCGCCCAGCGUGCGUGAGCCUGAGCGACUGCAAUCAUGAGCAAAUCUGCGACCUUCAGACUGUGCUGCUGUUUCAGCUUUCUGCUCCUGCUCGUCGUCGCUGGCAUCAUUUCGGGCAUCGUGUUUUUCACCAAGACGAAGUGCUCAGACGGAUACUUCAUGCACGGAGCGGUGGCCGCCGAUUCCGAAACGUGUUCAGUAAUUGGCAGGGACAUCUUGCAGCAAGGAGGCUCGGCAGUAGAUGGAGCCAUUGCAGCACUCCUAUGCACCUCCUUGGUGAACCCACAGAGUAUGGGCUUGGGGGGGGGGUCCAUAUUUACAGUGAUGGAUAAAAUGGGCAACGUUAAAGUCAUUACAUCCAGAGAGAAAGUUCCAAGACGCACCAAAGCUGACCUCCUGAAAAGCUGCCCCAAAAUCUUCCAACUGCUGACCGGAAGUGAGUGGAUAGCUGUUCCCGGGGAGAUCCGCGGCUACAAGCGGGCUCAUGAUCUCUAUGGAAAGCUGCCAUGGGCAAAGCUCUUUGAGCCUGUAAUUCGACUGGCCCGAGAAGGUUUCCCCCUCCCCCCUUACCUUGGGAAGGUUCUUCAUAUCCUGAAACAACUGAUUGAGGGGUCACACCUAUGUGAUGUGUUCUGCAAUAGCAAUAAGACGGUGCUCCGUCCUGGGGAGCUGCUGAAGUUCCCAAAGUUGGCGGAAACCCUGGAGACCAUUGCGAAGGAGGGGGCUGACGCUUUCUACACGGGCAGAAUUGCGAAUGAUUUGAUUGAGGACAUAACAGAUGCAGGUGGAAGCCUAACAAGGGAAGAUUUAGCAUCUUUUCAAGCCAGUGAAACAGACCCGUUGGUAAUGCAACUGGGAGACUACAAAAUGUUCACUCCUCCCCCACCAGCAGGGGGGGCUCUUCUUGGCUUCACCCUGAACAUAAUGAAUGGUUUCAGUCUUAGUCGCUCAUCCAUCGAUGGUGACCAGAAAGCCUUAACUUUUCACCGAUAUGUGGAGGCACUCAAAUUUGCUAAUGGACAGAGACCAACGAUUCGUGACCCUGGUUUCAACCCUGAUGUAAUGAAGGAAGCGGGGUAUUUGAUAAGUGACGAAUUUGCCAACCGCGUGAGGAUGAUGAUCAACAACUCCAUGACACAUGACCCUCAGUACUAUAACAUCACCCCCUCGUUGGACCACUUUGGCACCAGCCACGUAUCAGUGCUGGCUGAAGACGGUACUGCUGUGUCAGUCACCAGCACCAUCAACCACUUCUUCGGCUCCAUGGUGUACUCUCGCAGGACUGGGGUGAUUCUCAACAAUGAGCUGGCUGAUUUCUGUAAUGGUCAGGGCCAUCUUCAGGCAGGUAAGGUGAUGCGUUUAAUCCCUCUUCUCUGGCUUUGCUUGCUGUUCAGUGUGGUUGUGAUUCCUCUUGAGUCCUUCCCUUCUCCUCCAGGGGAACAGCCUCCUUCCUCAAUGGCCCCGUCGAUACUCUACUCAAAGUCCAAGAAUAAGCUGCUGUUGAUUGGAGGAUCAGGGGGCUCUAUGAUCACUACCGGGGUGGCCUCAGCUCUGAUGAACCACCUGUGGUUUGAGAAGAACCUGCAACAAGCGAUCUCUGACCCAGUCUUGUAUGUGAACCCCAUGUGCCACGUCGAGGUGGAGAAAGGGUUUGAUGAGGGGGUCGUAGACAAACUUAAACAGCUCGGGCACAGUCUGGGCAGCAUGAAUUACUCUCUCAAUGUGGUGAAUGCCAUCUCCAGGGAGGGCUCAUGCAUCAGCGCCAUGUCAGACACCAGAAAAUUGGGGAAGGCCGCCGGCUACUGACCCCAAGGACGCAUGGCCAACGAUGAUCUCAUGAAUUCUGCUGUCAUCAUGUCUACGCUUACCCAAAAGCUGGGUUCCAAAGAAUCCAUGCUGCUUGGUACUACCGAAACUGAUUUGCAGAUGAGGGUGUCAGCGGGCGGGCCUCGUGAAAAUGUCACUUUCUGGCUGUGCAAAUUCUGGGCCUCAACAGUGCAACAGGUCUCGGCCUGCUCUGGCACCCGAUUUCACCCACCGCUGGGUUUAAAAUUAUAGGCAUCACACCUAGUUAAAUACUGUAAAUAAUCCCACAAUGUGAAACAGAACUUUUGUAUACAUUUUCAUUUCACUUCUUGGGGAAAAAAGACUUCACGCACAUUAUUUAGGUCAAAACAAACUUGCAUAUGGUAUCUGGCCUGAAUGUAUACCGCAAAGAAAUGUGUGGUGUGUACGUCUUGCAUAAGUGUAUCGUCUUGCUCUUGCGCCAGUGAACUGGAAAGUCAACACUUCAGGGGAAUUACACUUUCUGUUUCUGCUGGGACACAUAUUUACUGAGGGACAUUAAAAUACACUCACACACACCUGCACUGACUGCGACUCUCAGAAAUUACAGGGUUACAGACACAUACAAAGGGAAAAAGUUCAGACAUUUAUAGACAAACCAACAACUGCCAGAGCUAAACUAAUUGAGUUUUAAAGAUAUUUCCUAAAGGAUUUUAAAAUCCUGCUAUUGAGAGGCCACCAUUUAAUGGUUGUUUUUAUUGUAAGCUUUGUAGUUAGUAUUCAUCUCUGUAUGAAUUUACCUUGGCUGGGCUGAUGCAUGAAUUAAUCACAGAAUUCCAGUUACAUUAUAUGUGGACUUGCUAAUGGGUUUUCAGUACAGUUGACCUAAAAUCAUAAAAUACCUCUGAAUCAGGAUUAUCCCCUAAAUUAUCCUGACAUCAUAAUUUACUGAACGUAUAAGCUUCACCAAUAAAAUGUAGUGCUGCGUUUGAUGUCACAGACUUGCUAAAAAGUCAUCACACCUAAAACAUGGACUAAUCACACGUUUAAAAUUUAAAAUGUACAAUAUAUACUGUGAACUGCUCCAACCAAGUGACAGUUAAAUUGGGGCAAAUGCAAAAGUGAGCAAAAGCCUUUGUUAUAAGAUUCCCAGUAUUUUUAGUAUUUGACAUAAAUAAACACCCACGCACAGACAUGCACAUGCAUACACAACUGCCAGUUACUCAGAUUUUUGUAUAUGGAACAUUUUUUUGUACUUCUGUGUUUUUCCCAGUGUGUAAUAUUUGUGCUAUUGGAAUAAAUACUGGCGUGUUUCCUUCA
Messenger RNA from Brienomyrus brachyistius, 3140 nucleotides. Its product is annotated as glutathione hydrolase 5 proenzyme-like. The transcript is spliced from 11 exons. Gene Ontology annotation, biological process: glutathione catabolic process; inflammatory response; leukotriene D4 biosynthetic process. Gene Ontology annotation, molecular function: leukotriene-C(4) hydrolase activity; glutathione gamma-glutamate hydrolase. Gene Ontology annotation, cellular component: plasma membrane. Bases 72 to 1841 code for a protein of 589 amino acids. The record is from RefSeq and is a predicted model, not a curated record. NCBI's taxonomy places the organism in Eukaryota, Metazoa, Chordata, Actinopteri, Osteoglossiformes, Mormyridae.